AUGUCGCACGAAGAUGUCAACGGUGUCUUCCCGGACUACCCGACCGUAGAAGAAGGUGGCUCUCGUUGGCUCUUCAAACAGAAACCACCUGAGCUUUUGGCGCAAGAAGAAGCGGAGAGGAAAGAACCUGAAGGCUGGCUCAUGCACCCCUCCGUCUUUAUUGAGGACCUAGUGAAUGGCUGCAAAGAAUACAAUGAUGUAUGGAAAAGUCGUGAAGAAGGCGAUAAUUUCUUUCAAAGAUGUGAUGAGGAAAUAAUUAAGGCUGACAAGCGGACAGAACUGGAUCUGGAGAUUCGAGUCCAUGUUGACGAAUUAAUGAGACAAGAACUGCGGAACUUAAAAAUCGCCAUUGAUGAAGAAAAACAAAAGCGCAUAAAUAAAAAGAAGGUCAAAAAGCCCAAAGGUAAAAAGAACAAGGGCAGAAUGAAGGACAUGACAAAAGACAGAACACUGGAGUCUGUUUAUGAGGAACUUGUAAUUGAAAACGUGAUAAAACGACCACAGAAAAUAACACUUGAUCAGUAUUACGGUGAAUACUCGUAUCUUGGCACAACGUUAAGAACCAACAUGAUUGAGCCUCAGCCAUCUUUAUUUGACGUCAAACAACUGGUCGCACUGUACGGGAUACUGCCUCUUGGUGCUCCGGAGGUUCACAAGAGAGCUGCUCUUAUACGCUCCAUCAUGCUAGCCGGACCUUCAGGAACGGGGAAAAAGAUGUUGGUGCAUGCCAUCUGUACCGAAACAGGGGCGAACCUCUUCGACUUGACUUCGGAAAACAUCAAAGGAAAAUGCGAUACUAAACACACAACUCGUCUUCUCAUUAAUAUGGUCUUCAAAGUCGCCCUCCUAUUGCAACCAUCUGUAAUCUUAGUGGAUCAGUGUGAAAGAAUGUUCAGUAAAAAGCUUCCAAAAGCGGAUAAGGCCGAGGCAAAACGCAUGAAAACAGAGCUUUCCAAAGCCAUGAAAACAAUCAAGCAGGGUGAUCGCGUUCUCCUCGUGGGCUGUACAAACGCUCCGUUCGAUGCCCAACAGGCGCCUUUCUGCAAGCUAUACGACCGCAUAAUUCUUAUCCCACGGCCAGACCACGCUUCUCGAUAUCUUAUAUGGAAAGUGCUUAUUGUGAAACAUGGGGGCGUCCUAACGAAUGCUCUUGACAUUUCAUCUCUGGCGAAGAUCUCUGAUGGCUACACAAUGGGGAUGAUGGCGAAAGCCUGCCAGGAGGUGCUAACGGAACGUAGAAUAGCCCAGUUGGACAAAGAACCUCUGGUGGCAUCGGAAUUAAUCGCUCCACUCUCUCGUAUCGACCCCGUCUUUGGGGAGGAAGAGAAGGCUUACAAGGUAAUAAUUUUGAGCGAAACGGCAAUGCCAAAUAACUCAAUCGUAUAA
Mesocestoides corti is the source of this 1386-nucleotide messenger RNA. The record is from the annotation of a GenBank genome assembly. NCBI's taxonomy places the organism in Eukaryota, Metazoa, Platyhelminthes, Cestoda, Cyclophyllidea, Mesocestoididae.